AUGUUCGACAGCAACAUGAAAGAAAGCCAAGACAACACUGUCGACUUGUUUGACAUGGAUUUGACCGUGGCCAAGGCGAUGCUGCUCUACAUGUAUACCAGGGAAGUAGAAGAACUGCCCACAGAAAAGAUCCUCCAGCUGUAUGUUGCUGCAGAUAAGUACAUGCUGCCCGAACUGAAAGAGAAGUGUCGCAAUAAUGUACUGGAAAACUUGUCUUCCAAAAAUAUCGGCGAAGUCUUCGAAAUCGCCAAAUUGCACUCUGAUACUAUAAUGGCGAAAACAGCUAAAAACUUUUUUGCUGAUCACGUUGGGAGUAUCCUCGAUUCGGAAGAGUGGGAAAGGUUUUCGGCUGAGAAGUUAGCUCUUUCGGUAGAGUUACUGAGCUAUGCCAUUAAAAGCAAUGCGUUCUUUUUUUUAAGAUAA
Molecule: messenger RNA, 423 nt
Organism: Uloborus diversus
Lineage: Eukaryota; Metazoa; Arthropoda; Arachnida; Araneae; Uloboridae
Exons: 1
Coding region: 1-423 (140 amino acids)
Biological process (GO): proteasome-mediated ubiquitin-dependent protein catabolic process; regulation of proteolysis
Cellular component (GO): cytoplasm
Molecular function (GO): ubiquitin protein ligase binding
Source: RefSeq, a predicted model, not a curated record